Messenger RNA from Monodelphis domestica (gray short-tailed opossum), 6897 nucleotides. RefSeq lists its product as uncharacterized. The record is from RefSeq and is a predicted model, not a curated record. Gene Ontology annotation, molecular function: RNA polymerase II cis-regulatory region sequence-specific DNA binding; DNA-binding transcription factor activity, RNA polymerase II-specific. Gene Ontology annotation, cellular component: nucleus. Lineage: Eukaryota; Metazoa; Chordata; Mammalia; Didelphimorphia; Didelphidae. Gene Ontology annotation, biological process: regulation of transcription by RNA polymerase II.
GUCCCAGGCUCCGAGGCCUGUCCCGGGGCCCUCCUUGGUGGCUCUGUUUUUCUGGGGGCCGGGCCUGGGGUGCCUGCAGGAAAGAGCUCCUCCUGGGCUCUUGGGGGCUGGCAGGCCUCGGAGGGCCCCCAGAGGGUGCUGGACCCCCCCUGCUGCCUCCUCCGAUGGGCCUCCCUUUAGGGCUGCCUCCCAGCUCAGCCUGGUCGGGCCCAAAGCCUGGAAGGAGAGUCUGGAGUCCAGGGAAGGGCCUGGGGGGCCCCCAUCCCAGGGGAGGGCAGGCCAUGCCCAGCCCAGGCCUGUGUGUUCUCCCCUCCGGAGCCCCAGAGACAACAGAGAGGAAUUCAGAGCAGCAGCCCCGGGCCUGAGGCCAGCAAGGGAAGAAUCCUCCAGGGAGAGAAGCCCUUCCAGGGCCUUUAGCCCCUCAGGGCCUGCUAGAGCUCAGGGUCUGGAGUCAGGGAGGCCUGAGAUCCCCCCUUGCAGGACCCUAGACAACUCACGUUAGCCUACUUGCCUCAGUUUCCUCUCCUGUCCAGUGGGCUGCAGGAGGAGAGGCAAAGCCUCCCAGCCUCUGCCCAGAAAGCCCCAAAGGAGGGGAGAAGCAGCCAGGCCUGAGCAGCCUGAGCCCAGCCGCCCUGAGACACACAGACACCCCCAGACUGUCCUCUGUCCAUCAGGGCUCAGAGCCUGGGCUCAGGGGCUGCUGCUGCCUUCUGUGGCCUCCCAAAGGGCAGGAGGGGGUUCCUAGGCCUUCCCCAGCCAUCUAAAGGGUCUCUGGGCCUUGUGGACUGGGGGAGGGGCUCAAGGAGACAAGUCCAUGGGACAAUGGGGGGGGCUGAUCCUCCAGGUCUGAUGUUUUGGGUUUGGAGUCCAGGGCCCAAGGACAAAGGAAUUUCCCUAAUAAUAGUUUGCCUGGGUUUCUGGGGCUGCCAUGCCCCUGCCAAAGGAGACCCUCCUCAGCAUCCCAGAGCCCCAGAAAACCCCGAGGAAGCAUCUGCUUCCCCCCAGAUGCUCUCUGGACCACCUUCCCCACAGCCCCUGGGCUCAGGCUCUUAUUCUCUGGUUCUCACAAUGGGGGAAACUGAGGUAAAGGCUGGGAAAGGUUCUUGGCCAGGCUUCCCCUGCUGGACAGUGUCUGAGGCCAGGUUUGAGUACAGAUCUUGGGGGUUCCAUGCCCGGAGGUCAGCCCCUGAGUCACCCCAUUCCUCCACCAAGGAGAGUUUUGGCCCCUCCUUUGGGGAGCCUCUGGGGUCUCCCCAAAGCAGGAGUAGCAGGAUGAUCAGAGAGAUUCCUGAAGGAGGGGAACCUGUGGGAAGGGGUCUGGGUUGUCAGUUGCUGCCCUCUGCCUCAGUUUCCUUUUCUGUCAGUGUUUUAGGGUACUAAAGUUGAACCGCUGGGGUUCAGGAGGGAUAUCCUUUGCAAGAAUGCAAGCGCCGAAACUUAGCUUAAAAACAAAAGGAGAAAUUUAUUAAUUUAGAAAGUAAUGUUGCGCAUGGCCAGGAGGGUAGCAGGGUGGGCUGCCAGAGCGGGAGCCGCUCCUUGGGAGGACAUCAGUUCUGGGGAUUUGAGACUCUACAACAGUGUAGAAGGGCUGCCGAGUCAUGGUGACCCCAGUGAGGUAAACACUCGGGGCUCUGCCUGGAGACAUUGGGGUCGCCCUCACAGUGUAGGGGGCAGAUGGAUGUCUGAGACACAGUCUGACGGAGGCGAGGUGCAGCCUGGAGGUGCUUCUCUCUGCCCAUCUCAAAUCUAAAGGAGGGUGCAAGGAGGAGAGUCCUCUCAGGAGUUGUCAGAUGCUCUGGGUUAGGAGUCACGAGGACAGAAGGGAGCCAAGGACUGCCCUGCUUACACUUCGCCUGAGUUUGGGGCUACGAUGCCCAUGCCAUCAGAAGGGGGGAUCCUAGCGCCCCCUCCGCAGGCCCUGGGGAGCAGAGACCCAUGGGUUGAUCAGCCAGUCAAGAGACACUUAUUAGGCACCUGCUGUGUGCCAGGCUGCAUCCUGAGGCAGAUUCUGGGCUAAGAAAAAAGCAGCCGGCAGGGCAGGAAGACGAAAUGAGGGUGGGAGAAAAGGGCUACAGCCCCCAGGAUGGGGCACAAUACAUAUAUAUACCCCUCCCCCACCAGCCCUCUACACCCAGGCGCCCAGGUAGGACGACUCCAUUUCCCAGAAUGCCCCUGUCAUGACAUCAUGCAAGCCCUAGCCCUCCUCAGUAGAUGACUCCAUUUCCCAGAAUGCUGGUUCCCUGACUCCUCCCUAUUUUUGGCUCCUCCCUGUGGCAGCCUCGGGGCAUGCUGAGAACUUCAUUUGAGUGGUCUCAGCUCCCGGAAGGUGUAUCGCUGCUUCUUGGACCUUUGCUAGCGCACACAGAGGAAGUCUCUCCCCCUCGGGCUGCCACCCCCUGAAGGACCCCAGGGUGGCCCCGCAGAGAGCCCGCAGCCAGAGGAAUGGCCCCCGGGACCCCGAGUUCCCCCUCCCAGGCGUCAAUAGCAUUCAAGGAUGUGGCUGUGGACUUCACCCAGGAAGAGUGGUGCCUAUUGGACCAUUCUCAGAAAGAGCUGUACCUGGAGGUCUUGCUGGAGAAUGUGCAGAAUCUACUCUCUGUGGGGCUUCCAGUUCCUAGAGAAAAAUUUAUCUCCUGUUUUCAGCAAGGGAAUGUAUCAUGGCUACUAGAUCGAAAAGGCCCAAGGAGCUGCUGUGCAGAGGCAGAGAAUAAUUUUGAAGUGAAGGAGAUGUCUACAAAGCUGAGCCUUUUUGUGAAAGGAUCUGGCCCCAAAAGAUGCAUGACUAAGGAGCUCCAUGACUUUAUUUUGAGAGAAAUCUGUGCCCCUAAUAUCAAGGUAAAUAAAAAUCCAAAGAGUGACAAUGAAUUUGAUGAAACUGUUGAGAAAUUCAGCCAAUAUUCAGCCCUAAAUCAGUACAUGAAAUUGACCUUAGGAAAUGACUGUUGUCAGGAUAGCGAAUAUAGGAAAAGCUUUCCUGAAGAAGUAGAACUUGUUCAGUCACCCAAGGAACUGGAAAUGCCUACGUAUCAAGGUAACCUAGGAGGAAUGGCCUUUGGCUGGAGUUUAAACCUCAUUAGACAUCCAAAAAUUAAACAUGUUGAGAUAGUUUCAGUAAGUGAUAAAGGUGGGAGACCUUUGAAUCAUAACUCUGAACUUGCCGCACAUCAGAGAAUCCACACUAGAGAGAAACCUUAUGAAUGUAAACACUGUGGAAAGGCAUUUAAACGGAGAGGCCAUCUUGCUGCACAUCAGACUGUCCACACUGGAGAGAAACCUUAUGAAUGCAAACACUGUGGAAAGGCUUUCACAAUGAAGAGCAAUCUUGCUAAACAUCAGAGAAUCCACUCUGGAGAGAAACCUUAUGAAUGUAAACACUGUGGAAAGGCUUUCACACGUAGGGGCAAUCUUGAUAUACAUCAGAGAAUCCACACAGGAGAGAAACCUUAUGAAUGUGAACACUGCGGAAAAGCUUUCACAGUGAGGAGCAAUCUUGCUAAACACCAGAGAAUCCAUACUGGAGAGAAACCUUAUGAAUGUAAACAAUGUGGAAAGGGUUUUACACAGAGUGACAGUCUUGCUGCACAUCAGAGAAUCCACACUGGGGAGAAACCUUAUGAAUGUAAGCAAUGUGCAAAGGCUUUUACACAGAGGGCCCAUCUUGUUGCACAUCAGAGGUUCCACACUCGAGAUAAACCUUAUGAAUGUAAACAGUGUGGAAAAGCUUUUACAGGGAGUGGCCACCUUGCUGCACAUCAGAGAAUCCACACUAGAGAGAAACCUUAUGAAUGUAAUCAAUGUGGAAAGGCUUUCACACAGAGGGGCCAUCUUGCCAGACAUCAGACAAUUCACACAGGAGAGAAACCUUAUGAGUGUACACAAUGUGCAAAGACUUUCACAGAGAGGGGCAAUCUUUUUGCACAUCAGACAAUCCACACAGGAGAGAAACCUUAUGAAUGUAAUCAAUGUGGAAAGGCUUUCACAGAGAGGAGCUCUCUUGCUGCACAUCAGAGAAUCCACACUGGAGAGAAACCUUAUGAAUGUAAACAAUGUGGAAAAGCUUUCACAGAGAGGGGCCAUCUUGCCAGACAUCAGACAGUCCACACAGGAGAGAAACCUUAUGAAUGUAAACAAUGUGCAAAGGCUUUCACCCGGGGGUACUCUCUAGCUGCACAUCAGAGAAUACACUCUAGAGAGAAACUUUAUGAAUGUAAACACUGUGGAAAGACUUUUACACAGAGGGGCCAUCUUUCCAGACAUCAGACAGUCCACACAGGAGAGAAACCUUAUGAAUGUAAACAAUGUGGAAAGGCUUUCACAGAGAGGGGCUCUCUUGCUACACAUCAGAGAAUCCAUACUGGAGAGAAACCUUAUGAAUGUAAUCAGUGUGGAAAGGCUUUUACAUGGAAGGAAUCUGUUGCUAAACAUCAGAAUAUCCACACCAGAGAAAAACCUUAUUGUAUGGGAUAAAAUCAUGCAUUAUCCUCUAGUAUACAUUAAUUAAUAUUAGUUAUUUUUGAUUGGCAACUUCCUGCAACAAAUUAGUAAUCAUUAGGUGCCCUUUAGAAGGGUGACAAGAAGAGUAGAUAAAUUCCCCUCCCCAAGCAACUUUUAAUAUAUACAUAAAUAUACACCUUUAAUUCAUUUUUUUAAUGUGGCCAAACCCCCCCCCCCAUUUUUUUAUUAUGGAUUAAGACAUUAAAUUCUGAUCCUGUGAAGAAAAUCAUUGAGUGUAUUGGUGCACAAGAAUAGAAUCCCAGCAGGAAAAAGGCAGCAAUGGCGUCGAGUCAUGGGGCAGGGGGAUUUCCCCUGGUACUGCCCCCUAGGACCUCCCCUCUGAGUGGUCCUGGCAAAACCGGAAGUCACAGUUGCCUCCUGAGACAUGCUGUGAUGGAAUUAGUAGGCAAAGAAAAUGUUUGAUAAACUGAGGCAAGAGUGGAUUUUGCUCUUUUCUGGUUUUGUUGCUGGCUAGACUUCCCUGUGAGCAUGGCUAUGGGGCCCUAAUGGUGGCCACAGAAUAGCAAGCUAAAUGGAGCAACCACGAAAGUAACAUAUCUCUCUUUCCUUUCCAUUCCUCUUUUUUGAGGCCCCAAGACAAAAGGGGAAGCCACAAGGCCACUGCUCAUGCUUACACUGUCAUCCCCAGUACAAGAUUUUCUCCCUAUCACUGCCCCUAGUCCUCAGAGACCCUACUCCCUGGUCAAGGAGUCCACAGGCCAGCACAUCGCCUCCUACGGGCUAACAACAAAAAUAUAGGCAAGUUAAAAAUAAAUAAACAAGGCAAAAUAAAAUUUAAAAAAUUAAACAUAAAAUUAAAUAAAAGAAAAAUUAAUAAAAUUAAAUAUAAUCAAUAAAAUACAUAAAAUUAAUUAAUUGGAUAUACCAAUUCUGUAAUCCAUCAUUUCAAAAGUUAAUGCCUUUCAUUCAUUUCUUAUUUAGCCCUAACACCAACGUCCAACUUUGUUGUCUUUUAAAAUAAACUUAAAGGAAGUUGUGUCUGCAUUUUUAAUUUAAGUAUUCAAAUGUUUUGGCUAUUAAAUUAUUGGAUUUUGUAGAGCUCCUUACUGGACCCUAGGCCCAGUACCACAUAGCUACUGCUGGGUCCAUAACUUAACUCCCCCCUCUCCUAAAUUAGGGUUUCUUUUCCUAAGCAGCAACAGCCAUAGCAGGUACCCCAAACAGAUAGUGAAGAAAGACAAGGUAUUUUUCUCAAUUUGGGGAACAAAAGCAGUAACUUCUGACCAGAUAAUCUACUAAGUCCUUCUUAUAUUAUGGGGGAUAUUGCUAUGAAGAAGUCAAGUAAUAUUCCCCAGGACUUGCCAUUGUAUAAAUUACUAAGAAGUUGGGAUGAACCAGGAUUUCCCAAGAAGCACUGGAUGUCAAGGAAGGAAACAGAGGCUGUGCAAAGUCUGGACACUGAAGCCUUUUACCAGGCCCCUCUUUGACUCUUCUGACUUUAAAAUUCUAAAAGAAUUGAAAGCAAUCAUUGGCAGCAAGGAUUCCAGAGGAUAUUCCAACUUGUGGCUCUGGGCAUAUCACCUUGAUGGUUCAACCAAGCCGAGUACUAGCAAUAACCUCUUGGUUAAAUCUGAAAAAACUGACCCCCCUGGCUUCUCACCUGACAAGAGGCUACUCCAUCUCGCGAUCCAAGCCAUCCUGACUCCUUCGGCACCACCCCUACCACCCCCGACAUGCCUCUCUCACCUGGCAGCCCACCUUUGGUACCAUCUCUUUGCCUCCCCUUACUGGCUAACUCAUGUACUAUCUACCCUUGCUCUUGCCAUGCCCAGCCUGUGCCAUUCCUUGCCCAGCUUUUCCCUCCCCACGGCCCAGCCUCCCACUCCUGCCACUUAGUCUCCCCUUCUCCCCUUUCUCCAGUUUCUCCCCCUCCCUGACCAACCUCCACUUUAACCAACUUCUCCCUCUCUUUCUCUCCUUUCCCUGCCCAACCCCUCCUCCCCUGGACCUCUCUCACUACCUCUCCUCCCCCUUCCCCACCACACCCCAACAUUGUGCUUGCCCCCUCCCGAAAACAAGCUAAGCACCAGGAACCACAGACAAGUCCAAUACAGUCCUUUUCCCCCAGGGAUGUUCUCAUUUAUUAUUAAUGAGAUCAUUAGUCAAUAUUAGACAUCUUACACUUUUUUCUCCACAAGAUUUGAGAGAUUCAUUGAAAAAACUCCUGCCUUUGGAGGCACCUAUGGUGCUGUUUAAGAAGUUUGAAAGUCUAUUUAGGACAUAUAACCCAAAUUGGGCAGAUGUUACAGAAUUGCGUUACUAGAAGAUGAGAGGCAAAUGGUCCUUUCCUUUGUGAUUUGGUCCCAAAAUAUUUCCCAAUACAAGGAAUUAUCAUAUUUUUGUUAGACUAAAAAGUUAGUUAACCGAGGUAAUUUUACCUAA